GGGGCGACUCGAAGGGCAAGGGCCGCGAAACCAGCGGCUGUCACUGUCGCGGGAAGGCAGGCCACUUGGCGGAGGAUUGCCGUGCGAAGGUCGACAGUCCAGGAAGGUCGCCGCUCCGACAGGGCCCAAGAGGAGCCAGUCGAGCCUGUCGCAGCUGACGGCUGUCAACCGUCAGGGGGCGAGCUCGGAUUCGCAGUCGAGCCUUGCGCUGGCCGUGGGCGUGGCGCACUCGGCAGCGCUCCUGGCGCACCAGGGCCCGCGUCGCGGGGCAGCGUGGACGAGCUCGACGGUCUAGAUCGUGAACGUCAACAGGUUCGAGGAGCCACGGAGCGUCCCGAGCGCGCUCGAGGAGUGCUACUGCUGGCAGGCCGGGGUGCUGCACGACCCGGCGCAGUGCGGCGCGCUCCCCGCGACCCUCUGCGAGGCGGUCGAGCGCGACCGCUGCGGACCGAGUUCCAGGUGACGAACGUCGAUCGCGCGAUCGUGAGCGCGGGCGCCUUCGCCGAGAACGGCCACAAUCCGAUCUUCGGGAAGGAGCUCUGCAUCUUGCUGGAGGAGUCGGGUCAGUGGGUCUCCUCGAGAGGACCGUGGCCAGGUGCAGCGAGGGCGUCAGCGUCCAGCGCGACCGCGAACACGUCGAGAUCCUGGUCGGCACCAUGCGCAACUUGAGCGUGGGCGAGGGGGGCGUCGCGGCGCGCGUGAUCACGCCCUCGUCCAAGACCAUCGGGAUGGACUGCAGGGAGUCAGCUGACCAGUUCACCGCCGAGUAUGCGGCUACCUAUCGCAGCAUGGCGCCGACGGCGCUGUGCAUGGCCCACGACCGCUUCGAGAUCCAGCAUGCCGUGGUGUACCUUGUGAGGGGCAAGACGGCCCCGACCUGGCAUCAGUGGUUUCUACUACAGCGGUUGGCGAGCUACCUGGAGCAACGCCCGCAGCUCGAGGUGUUCUUCGAGUUCCAGCGCGCGAGUGGCUUUGAUAUCGCUUUCCAAGAUCAUCCCAUGCCUUGUCGCCCAUGCAGGUCACGUUCCCACGCAACACGAACACACGUAUCAGUGCAUGCGUUGCUGCCGGAAAAAAGUGGCUUUCGUUGCCGAGAGGGAAAUUGAUGAGGU
Molecule: messenger RNA, 1112 nt
Organism: Prorocentrum cordatum
Lineage: Eukaryota; Dinophyceae; Prorocentrales; Prorocentraceae
Source: the annotation of a GenBank genome assembly